Molecule: messenger RNA, 544 nt
Organism: Rasamsonia emersonii CBS 393.64
Lineage: Eukaryota; Fungi; Ascomycota; Eurotiomycetes; Eurotiales; Trichocomaceae
Product: Conserved lysine-rich protein
Exons: 1
Source: RefSeq, a predicted model, not a curated record
GCAACUUCUUCCACAAGGUCUCCAGCCCGACUCAGGAGAAGCCCGAGAAGGAGACCACCGUCUCCAGCACUGCUCCCCAGCUGGACAACCCCGUCGAGGAAUCUGCCUCCAAGCCCGCCGAGCCCGAGGGCGAGGCUGCCCGGCCGAAAAUGCUGAGGCUCCCAAGGAGGAGAAGAAGGAUGAGGCCCCUGUGGCUGAGUCCCCGAAGGACAAGAAGCGCACCUCCAUCUUCGGUACUCUGAGCGUCAAGAAGAAGGCCGAGGGUGAGGAGGCCGGUGAGGGUAAGGCCAAGGCCAAGGGCAACAAGCUCGGUGGUCUUUUCCGCAAGCCCAGCAAGGCCGUGAAGAGUGAGGAGAAGAAGGACAAGGAGGCCGCCCCUGAGACUGAGGCCAUCCCGGAAGGUGACAAGCCCGAGCCCAUCAGCAAGGAUGUCCCUGCUGAGGAGAAGCCUGCCGAGACGGCCGAGAAGACGGAGGGCGAGGCUGCUCCGGCUGAGAACGUGAACGUCGCCUCUUCCGCCGCCCCCGUCCAGGCUGCUGCGUGA